GUGCAUGCCGGGAAUCGUAGUUUCCGGGAGGACCGGCCGCCCGCCCCCGACCGAGCUCGGGCCGCACACGGAUGGCGGCUGCGACGGGCGGCCGCCGGCCGUGGGGCUCGUUCCUCGGGCUCCUCGGGCUGGUCUCGGCCUCGGUCGGGGCCGCCUCCUGGAACGUGGCUUCGCUGCGCUGCAGCUUCGGCGCCUUCUGCGAAUGUGACUUCCGGCCCGACCUGCCGGGUCUGGAGUGUGACCUGGCGCAGCACCUGGCCGGCCAGCCCUUGGCCAGGGCGCUGGUGGGGAAGGCGCUGCGGGCCUUCGUGCAGGACCCGGCGCCCGCCAAGCCGCUGGUCCUCUCCCUGCACGGCGGCUCGGGCACCGGCAAGUCCCUGGUCAGUACCCUGCUGGCACGCUACCUCUUCCGGGGGGGCCUGCACAGCCCCCACGUGCACCACUUCUCCCCUCGCAUCCACUUCCCCCACCCCAGCCAUAUGGACCGCUACAAGAAGGAUCUUAAGAACUGGGUUCAAGGGAACCUCACUGCCUGCGGCCGCUCCCUCUUCCUGUUCGAUGAGAUGGACGAGCUGGCCCCGGGCCUGAUGGAGGUCUUGAGACCCUUCCUGGGACCCUCGUGGGUUGUGUACGGGACCAACUAUCGCAAAGCCAUCUUCAUCUUCAUCAGCAAUGCUGGCAGUGAGCAGAUCAACCAGGUGGUUCUGGAGGCAUGGCGCAACCGCCGGGACCGCGAGGAGAUCCGCCUGCAAGAGCUGGCGCCCCUCAUCUCUCAGGCCGUGCUGGACAACCCCCACCACGGCUUCUGGCGCUCCGGCAUCCUGGAGGAGCAGCUCCUGGACACGCUGGUGCCCUUCCUGCCACUCCAGAGGCACCACGUGCGCCACUGCGUGUUCAACGAGCUGGACCAGCUGGGCCUGGAGCCGAGAGAGGACGUGGUCCAGGCCGUGCUGGACAGCACCACCUUCUUCCCUGAGGAAGAACAGCUCUUUGCCUCCAAUGGCUGCAAACUGGUAGCCUCCCGCCUCACCUUCUUCCUCUGACGUGCCAGGGCCCCCUCCUCCCCAGGCCAGGCCACUCUGGGGCCUCUUGGAG
Molecule: messenger RNA, 1095 nt
Organism: Sorex fumeus (smoky shrew)
Lineage: Eukaryota; Metazoa; Chordata; Mammalia; Eulipotyphla; Soricidae
Gene: TOR2A
Product: torsin family 2 member A
Exons: 5
Coding region: 72-1043 (323 amino acids)
Cellular component (GO): endoplasmic reticulum lumen; nuclear envelope
Molecular function (GO): ATP binding; ATP hydrolysis activity
Source: RefSeq, a predicted model, not a curated record